GGGCCUGUGGUCCUGUGGCGCGGCACAGCGCGGCACCGGGGCGGCAGGUGAUUGUAACCAGCGCUGAUGUGCCUAGAAGCAUGUGUGUGCAUGUUCAGUGUCUUCCCAGGCAUCUCCUCUGUCCUUUUCAAUAGAAGAGAUGUUUGAAAGCUGGGAAUGGAGUGCAUAGUUUGGAUACCAGCAGCAGGACAUCUUACCAGAACAAAGCAUCCAUGGGACCAUUGUUAAUCAAUGACUUCUAAGUGCAGGAUUGGUGCUGUUGGAUUGGAAACAGGUGCUACAAGAUGCCAGGUGAGGUGACUGAGAGCAGCAGCGGGAUGGAGGAGACUGUGCACAAAGACAGCAAAUCUGGAGGCCAGAGCCCUCGCUGUGGCACAAUGAGAAGGGCUGUGGCAACCACUGUCACCUUUGAUGGGGAAGCCACUAUGGACCGGAGGAAAAAGAAGAAGAAGGAGUCCCGCCCCGAGUCAAUAAUAGUGUAUCGGUCUGAGAAUGACAAUAAGGUGGAAGAGGAACAGGCAGAUGAAGAAGGAGGGGAGAGGAGUGCUGAGGAAGGCUCCAAGUUCCUGGGUCAGUCUAUGACAGAUGGUGUCUGGAACAUGCCUUUAGACAGCCGAUAUGUCACCUUGACUGGAACAAUCACCAGGGGAAAGAAGAAAGGUCAGAUGGUGGACAUCCACGUCACACUGACGGAUAAAGAGCUGCAGGAACUGGCUAAGUCAAAGGAACCUCCUAAAGAAGAUGUACCUGAGAAGAAGAAGAAAUGUGAUGUUGGAUUAGACAGAGGACCCCAUAUAGUCCUCUGGACCAUCAUCUGCCUCCCCAUCAUUUUUGUAGUGUCCUUUGUGGUUUCAUUCUACUAUGGAACCAUUACAUGGUACAACAUCUUCUUGGUGUACAAUGAAGAGAGGACCUUCUGGCACAAAAUCACCUUUUGUCCCUUUUUGAUUAUCUUCUACCCAAUUAUAAUUAUGGUUGUUUCUUUCUCCCUAGGCCUGUAUUCAGCUGUAGCCCAGGUAGCAUGGUCCUUUGGGUACUGGUGGCGCGCUGUCAGGGAUAUGGAGAAAGGAUUCUGUGGCUGGCUCUGCAGCAAGCUGGGCUUGGAAGAUUGUUCUCCAUACAGCAUUGUCGAGCUGCUUGAUUCUGACAAUAUCUCAGGUAGUCUCUCUGGCAAGAGCUCUGCACAGGGGGUUGAGACCUCAGCAGUCUGAGCCUUUGUCCUGAGUGACUAUUUUGGUCAUAUGCGAGUGUUCUCACCUAGAAAAUAGUACACUGAUUUUUUUAUAUAUUCAUAUAUAUUUAAACACAAACUUAACGAAUAAAAUAUUGGGCUGAGAGUCCUCUUUAAAUGUCACAGAGGGCAAGAAUGCUAGCUUCACAUGCUCUGGGUGGGGAGGUGCAUGGCUUUCCAAGGAUUUGUCAUGUGUUGUAGCUAAUUACAGUUCUGGGAAUCGUAAGAAAAUCCAGGUCUGCAAAGGUCUGGCUGUUUGUGGAGUAGCAGAGAUGUAUUAUGAAAAGUCCACUUCUGUAAAAGUAGACUUUAGUUUUCAGCAAUAGGACAUAGUAGUGACCUAUGACACAGUGAAAAGUCUCUGCUCGGGGAAUGAACUUCGGGAGAUAAGAACCCAUUCAGAGGUGAAGGCUAAAUUACACAACGGGUGAUGCUCUGCAGUUUUCUUAGAAAGGGUCCUUUCCCAGUCCUUCCAACAAGAGCAGCUAACUUAUGCAGGCUGACUGCUUAGACACUGUCAGAGUUCAGUGUCACAGAUCACGGAAUAGUGGGAGAGGACAGAAUAGCUGCCAACAAAGGCAAGUGAGUUCUGCACUGACCUGAAACAGCCCCAUCACACGAUGGAAGAGCAGGGCUUGCUUGUAAUGCGGUGUGGGGGGGCCUGAUGGAGCUGUCACUAAGAACCCUCAAGUGGCUGCAGGUGCUCAAAUAGGUGCUUGGAACACACCUGCAAUGGAUCUCUAGAUAUGGUGCACUGCUAGGGAGGAGCGGUCUACAAGAGUCAUACACAGUGUGCAGUGUGUAUAUAUAUAGGGAUAUGUAUAGGGAAGAAUAUAGGGAAGGAAACAUCUGCUCUAAGGUGAUGCCUGCCCCUAAGGAAGGGGGAAUCCAUUUACAUCUCACUGCAAUGCAGGUGUGGACUUGCAGCACCUGGAUUUAGGGAGCUGGAGUUGAAGGUGUUUGGGAUGUGAAGAGCUCUGAAACAAGUUACUCUGGUUUUCAAGUUGCCCUUAUAGAAGAGUUGUUGGACUCCUCUUUCAGAAUGGGGGAGUCCAGGAGUUCAUAUCUGUUUGUGCCUCAGCUCUGGAAAUGUGUGUUGCCUUCCCCACCUCAUCCCUCUUCCUGAUUAAUUAUAUGGAAGAGCAAUGGAUCAUACAUCCUCCUCCCCUCGUGUCUCAUUUUCAUAAUGAUUCCUAGAUUUUUCAUGGCAUCGUAGUGGGCUCCCUAACCAGGCUGAGUUGGCCACAAUAGGCUGGAGAAAUUUUAAUUGUCUCUUUAAGAAAUGACUAGCAGAAAAGUUCUUUUUUCUCGAUUGACUGUUGGGGUUUUUGCCUAAGAAGGAGAUGAGCAAAAUAAAAGAGAGGUAUAGCAGAUUCUAAUGGGGGCUGAGUAACACAUCUGAAACAUGGUUAAUUUUCUCAGUGCUCCAGUUCAGCUGGUGCUGCUGGAAAGUCUACGAGCCCAAGCCAGAGGAGCCCACCAUUUGCAUGCAUGUAGGUAGGUAAGUCGUGGCGUGCAGUCUGUCAGCUGCAGUCACUCCUGUCUCUGCAAGUGUCUCACUUCCCCAGUCUCCCUAUUUAGGAUGGUAAAAAGAAGAAUUCAGAAGCUGGAUUUCACAGAAACUAAUGCUUUGUGUUGCAUUUUAAGGUUGAGCUCAAGACUACACUGACUGUCCUGGUUAGAACAUCUGGGAACUGGUGAUGUAUAAACAAGUCCAUCUGAUCCUCUAGUCCUGACACUGAGAAAUAAGUAGUUCCUGCUGCAUCCUUGGUCCCUGGGAGGUGAAAGAAGCCUCUUAGCAUUGGCUGAAGGCUUAACAGUGAAUAAUGUCCAAUCCAAAUAUCAAGAGCAGUCUUGGCCACACACUUAACUGAGAAAGCAGUGGUUCUCCUUGGGCACAGCUAGAGCCAGGCUGUGUUUGUUGUUUCCUACUAUCAUUUUUUACUGUUGAAAUCUUUCAAAGCAAUUACCAGCUUCCAGGGAAAAAAAAAUAGACCCCAAUCUGUGAGACAAUGCCAGGUAGUUCAGUGGGAUUCAAAGAGGCUGAUAUAUGCCUGGGACUGGUUCAAGCAGUGGAAUUCCUUUCACAGGCCUUUCCAAUUCCUUUCCAAUCAGGCAGGCUGAUAUGCCUCUGAAUUAAUGGAGAUGCUGAGGAUAAGCCAUGCCAGUGCUGGCAGUCUGUAAUGACCCAGCGCAGCCACUCUGCUUAAUACUGCUCCACAUGGAAAUUGCAGGCUCCCACAUGGCUGGAGGGUUGGAAUAAGUGAUGCUUAACAAGCAUUAAGGAAAAGGAAGGUCCACUGGCAAGUGUUCUCACGCUUUCCCUAAAGGGAUACUGCUGGCAUGAAAGGGUUGAAUUGUGUAUCUUGGCCCCAACAUGCAGCAGACAAGUUUGGGGAAAGGAUGGCUGGCAAGUGUGCAUUGCUGCAGAGGGAGAAAACCCAAUUCAGCUGUCACUGCCAAACAGCAGCUGUUCAAGGCUAGACGAAAGGCUGGGGUCAGUAGCACAAAGAGCCUUCAGCUUACAGAGGGCUUGAAUGAUAAAUACCAGCUCAUUACAGAAUACAUCCAUGUGAAAUGUCUGCUGAGCUGCAGGAUUUGCUUUCAGGAUUGCUAACAGCCUGCUGGAGUGGGGACAAAACCAAAUCUGUGCCUCUUACUGCUAAGUAGACACAAAGGAGCAUCAGAGGAGUCAUAGUACCCUCCUUCUGCAGUGGCAGCUGUGAUUCUGGGUUUGGAGGUCACAUUUUGGGGGACAUCCUGGGAAAAUCCAUCAUGUGUUUUCUACUUCUUUACACUUACCUAAGCUUGCAUUGGCUCCUGCUAAAUUCAAGGCAUUCUGUCUUUGAGUUGGCAGGGGCUAUUUUAAGCUUGGGUUUAGUUCUGGUGCUUGGGGUUAGUUCUGGUGCUAUUUGUAAAAGUUUAAUUCAGACUUCUCUCUAAACAACUGGAUAGCUUUCUCCCUUGCCCAUUAUCCUCUGUAGCAGUUUGCCUGUUGCAAAAUAUAUAAUAAUUAUAAAUUGUUGUAAUAGAAAAAAGCACAAGUUUUUGUCUUGUUCUACCCCACUUUCAGAAACUCACAAGUAAUUUCUGCUUAUGUGCCACUGUCAGACUGCAGGGAAAUCCAGUUAUUCUGAUUGCUGAGUGUGUUUCUGGCUGCUGUAGUCUGGAUCUUUUUUUUUUCAGUAAAGAUACUGUUAGCUGAUUAUUAAUUUUAAUUGCAUUCCCAUUUCCCAUCCUUGCUGGCCUGGGUGGAGAAUAAAGAUAU
Molecule: messenger RNA, 4499 nt
Organism: Ficedula albicollis (Collared flycatcher)
Lineage: Eukaryota; Metazoa; Chordata; Aves; Passeriformes; Muscicapidae
Gene: TMEM169
Product: transmembrane protein 169
Exons: 4
Coding region: 285-1211 (308 amino acids)
Source: RefSeq, a predicted model, not a curated record